This is a messenger RNA of Sorex araneus (European shrew), 8672 nucleotides long. It is a transcript of the gene EML5, whose product is annotated as EMAP like 5. The record is from RefSeq and is a predicted model, not a curated record. Bases 240 to 6173 code for a protein of 1977 amino acids. NCBI's taxonomy places the organism in Eukaryota, Metazoa, Chordata, Mammalia, Eulipotyphla, Soricidae. Gene Ontology annotation, molecular function: microtubule binding. The transcript has 44 exons.
CGUGUCCCCCCCCCUCCAGCUCGCGCCGCGCGCCUCGCCUCAGCGCCCCUCACCUGACGGCCGGCCGGCGCGCGCGCGCGGCCCUCGGCAUGCGCUGCCUCGCGGCCGGGGCUCUCCUCACGCCCGUGGGCUAAGGCGGCCGCGGCGGCCCCCGGACGCGCCAUGCACCUGCCGGGCGCGGCGUAGAGGACGCGGCGCUGCCGAGCGGGCGGCCCCGGCGGGCGGGUGGGCGCCCCGACAUGGCGGCCCGCAGCGCCCCGGGCUGCCACCUGCGGCUCGAGUGGGUGUACGGCUACCGGGGCCACCAGUGCCGCAACAACCUCUACUACACGGCGGCCAAGGAGAUCGUGUACUUCGUGGCGGGCGUCGGCGUGGUGUACAGCCCGCGGGAGCACCGGCAGAAGUUCUACCGGGGCCACAGCGACGACAUCAUCAGCCUUGCAUUGCAUCCUGAGAGAGUAUUGGUAGCAACAGGACAAGUUGGGAAGGAGCCUUAUAUCUGUGUUUGGGAUUCAUAUACUGUGCAGACCAUAUCAGUUCUAAAGGAUAUUCAUACACAUGGUGUAGCUUGCUUAGCUUUCGACUUAGAUGGACAGCGCUUGGUGUCAGUGGGACUUGAUUCAAAAAAUGCGGUUUGUGUUUGGGAUUGGAAAAGAGGGAAAAUGUUAUCUAUGGCUCCUGGUCACACAGAUAGAAUAUUUGAUAUUUCUUGGGAUUUGUACCAGCCAAAUAAACUUGUCAGCUGUGGUGUAAAGCAUAUAAAGUUUUGGAGUUUAUGUGGAAAUGCUCUAACCCCAAAACGUGGGGUCUUUGGUAAGACUGGUGACCUUCAGACCAUACUUUGCCUGGCCUGUGCAAGAGAUGAAUUAACAUAUUCUGGUGCACUGAAUGGGGAUAUAUAUGUUUGGAAAGGAAUCAAUCUUAUACGAACUAUACAGGGAGCCCAUACAGCAGGAAUAUUUAGCAUGAAUGCUUGUGAAGAAGGCUUUGCUACUGGUGGUAGAGAUGGCUGUAUUCGUCUUUGGGAUUUAACUUUUAAGCCAAUUACUGUGAUUGAUCUCAGGGAAACAGAUCAGGGAUAUAAAGGUUUAUCUGUAAGGAGUGUUUGUUGGCGAGGUGACCACAUUCUAGUGGGAACACAGGACAGUGAAAUUUUUGAAAUUGUGGUGCAUGAAAGAAAUAAACCUUUCCUGAUUAUGCAAGGGCAUUGUGAAGGUGAACUUUGGGCACUUGCCAUUCAUCCGACUAAACCCUUGGCAGUGACUGGAAGUGAUGAUCGUUCAGUAAGGAUAUGGAGCCUAGUAGAUCAUGCACUAAUAGCAAGGUGUAAUAUGGAAGAACCAAUUCGUUGUGCAGCUGUAAAUGUAGAUGGAAUCCAUCUUGCUCUUGGAAUGAAGGAUGGCUCAUUCACUGUACUUAGAGUAAGAGACAUGACAGAAGUUGUACAUAUUAAAGAUAGGAAAGAAGCAAUUCAUGAGUUAAAAUAUUCACCAGACGGAACUUACCUUGCUGUUGGAUGCAAUGAUAGCUCAGUUGAUAUUUAUGGAGUUGCUCAGCGUUAUAAAAAAUGUGGGGAGUGUGUUGGAUCACUUAGUUUCAUCACUCAUCUGGACUGGUCCUCAGACAGUAAAUAUUUACAAACUAAUGAUGGAAAUGGUAAAAGACUUUUUUAUAGGAUGCCAGGAGGAAAAGAAGUGACCAAUAAAGAAGAAAUGAAAGCUGUUCAUUGGGCUUCGUGGACAUGUGUCUCAGGCCUUGAAGUAAAUGGAAUUUGGCCCAAGUAUUCAGAAAUCAAUGAUAUAAAUUCAGUAGAUGGAAACUAUGUUGGCCAAGUUUUAGUUACAGCUGAUGACUAUGGAAUUGUAAAAUUAUUUCGAUAUCCUUGUUUAAGAAAAGGAGCCAAGUUUAAAAAAUAUAUUGGCCAUUCAGCUCAUGUAACUAAUGUCAGAUGGUCACAUGAUCAUCAGUGGGUUAUUUCUAUUGGUGGAGCAGAUCACUCUGUCUUUCAGUGGAAAUUUAUUCCAGAGAGAAAACUAAAAGAUGCUCUUCACAUAGCACCCCAAGAGAGUCUGGCUGAUUCCAAUAGUGAUGAAUCAGAUUCAGAUCUGUCUGAUGUUCCAGAAUUGGAUUCUGAAAUUGAACAAGAAACACAGCUCACCUACCGUCGGCAGGUUUACAAAGAAGAUCUACCUCAGCUUAAAGAGCAAUACAAAGAAAAACAAAAAGAUGGCACUUUUAAAAGAAGAGACCGGGCUCCAGGAAAUAGUAUUCGAUUGCACUUUAUUCAUGGUUACAGAGGUUAUGAUUGUCGAAGUAAUCUGUUUUAUACUCAAAUUGGUGAAAUUGUAUACCAUGUGGCAGCAGUGGGUGUCAUUUAUAAUCGACAGCAAAAUACGCAGCGCUUUUACCUGGGUCAUGAUGAUGAUAUUCUCUGCCUGGCUAUUCAUCCUUUGAAAGACUAUGUGGCAACAGGCCAGGUAGGUAGGGAUCCCUCAAUUCACGUGUGGGAUACAGAGACCGUUAAACCAUUGUCAAUAUUAAAGGGCUACCAUCAGUGUGGCAUCUGUGCUGUUGAUUUCUCAGCUGAUGGGAAACGUUUGACUUCAGUUGGAAUAGAUGAUAGCCACAGCAUUGUACUGUGGGACUGGAGGAAAGGAGAGAAGCUCUCAGUAACAAGAGGAAGUAAAGAUAAAAUUUUUGUUGUAAAGAUGAAUCCUUAUGUGCCUGAUAAAUUAAUUACAGCUGGAAUUAAACACAUGAAGUUUUGGCGUAGAGCAGGAGGAGGAUUGAUUGGAAGAAAAGGCUAUGUUGGCACAUUGGGGAAAAAUGACACAAUGAUGUGUGCAGUGUAUGGGUGGACUGAGGAGAUGGCUUUUUCUGGAACAUCCACAGGAGAUGUGUGUGUAUGGAGAGAUAUCUUCCUUGUAAAAACAGUUAAAGCACAUGAUGGACCAGUGUUCACUAUGCAUGCCCUGGAAAAAGGAUUUGUGACUGGAGGAAAAGAUGGUGUAGUAGCUCUUUGGGAUGACUCCUUUGAAAGAUGUCUCAAAACCUAUGCUAUUAAAAGAGCUGCUUUGGCCCCAGGGUCUAAAGGUCUUCUCCUAGAAGAUAACCCAUCUAUACGUGCCAUAUCAUUAGGACAUGGUCAUAUUUUGGUUGGCACAAAGAAUGGUGAAAUAUUAGAAGUGGAUAAAAGUGGCCCAGUAACACUCCUGGUUCAGGGUCACAUGGAAGGUGAGGUGUGGGGCUUGGCUACACAUCCUUAUCUGCCCAUCUGUGCAACUGUAAGUGAUGAUAAAACCUUAAGAAUAUGGGAUCUCUCUCCUAGUCACUGUAUGUUGGCUGUCCGGAAACUGAAAAAGGGUGGGAGAUGCUGCUGUUUUUCUCCCGAUGGAAAAGCUUUAGCUGUAGGUCUUAAUGAUGGAAGUUUCUUAAUAGCAAAUGCAGAUACUCUGGAGGAUCUUGUGUCCUUCCAUCACAGAAAAGAUAUAAUUUCAGAUAUUCGUUUUUCACCGGGUUCUGGAAAAUACCUUGCUGUAGCAUCCCAUGAUAGCUUCAUAGACAUAUACAACGUGAUGAGUAGUAAACGAGUAGGAAUAUGCAAAGGUGCUACCAGUUACAUAACCCACAUAGAUUGGGAUGUUAAAGGAAAGCUUCUACAAGUCAAUACUGGUGCUAAAGAACAAUUAUUCUUCGAAGCUCCUAGAGGGAAAAAACAAACCAUCCCCAGUGUGGAGGUGGAAAAAAUUAGUUGGGCAUCAUGGACAAGUGUACUUGGCUUGUGCUGUGAGGGGAUCUGGCCAGUAAUUGGAGAAGUCACAGAUGUAACUGCCUCUUGCCUCACCAGUGACAAAACAGUCCUUGCUACUGGAGAUGACUUGGGAUUUGUGAAAUUGUUUAGAUAUCCUGCUAAAGGAAAAUUUGGGAAGUUUAAGAGGUAUGUGGCCCACAGCACACAUGUCACAAAUGUUCGCUGGACUUACGAUGACAGCAUGCUGGUUACCUUAGGAGGCACAGAUAUGUCUUUGAUGGUUUGGACAAAUGAAAUAGAGGGCUAUCGAGAAAAAAGGUCUUGUGAUAGUGAAGAAUCCGAUAUAGAUUCUGAAGAAGAUGGAGGCUAUGACAGUGAUGUUACAAGGGAAAAUGAAAUCAUUUAUACAAUCAGAGCCUUAUCAACAAAUAUUCGCCCAAUGUUUGGAAUCAAACCUCAUUUGCAACAAAAAGAACCCUCAAGUGAUGAGAGGCAGGGGGUAGUGAGAGGUUCCAGGCCCCCUGUGAGCAGGGCCCCGCCGCAGCCUGAGAAACUCCAGACAAAUAAUGUUGGCAAGAAAAAGCGACCCAUCGAGGACCUUGUGUUGGAGCUUGUUUUUGGCUACCGAGGCAGGGACUGUAGGAAUAAUGUUCACUAUUUAAAUGAUGGUGAUGAUAUCAUAUAUCACACUGCAUCCGUUGGAAUCCUGCACAAUGUUGCUACAGGGACACAGAGUUUUUAUCAAGAACAUAAUGAUGAUAUUCUGUGCCUCACUGUAAAUCAACACCCCAAAUUUAUCAACGUGGUAGCAACUGGCCAAGUAGGUGACUCUGCAGACAUGUCAGCUACAGCUCCUUCUAUCCACAUCUGGGAUGCCAUCAACAAGCAGACCCUUUCGGUCCUCAGAUGCUACCAUUCAAAGGGGGUGUGUUCAGUCAGCUUCAGUGCCACUGGGAAACUCUUGCUGUCUGUGGGGCUAGACCCAGAACAUACUGUCACCAUCUGGAGAUGGCAGGAAGGUGCCAAAAUUGCCAGCAGAGCUGGUCACAACCAGCGUAUUUUUGUGGCAGAAUUCCGACCGGAUUCAGAUUCCCAGUUUGUCUCUGUGGGAGUGAAACAUGUGAAGUUCUGGACACUGGCAGGAAGGGCUCUGCUGAGCAGAAAGGGGAUACUGAGCACCCUGGAAGAUGCCCGGAUGCAGACCAUGCUGGCUGUUGCAUUUGGUGCAAAUAACUUGACGUUUACAGGUACCAUCAGUGGAGAUGUCUGUGUGUGGAAAGAUCACAUACUCUGUAGGAUCGUAGCCAGAGCUCACAGCGGGCCUGUGUUUGCCAUGUACACCACCCUUCGAGAUGGACUCAUUGUGACUGGAGGCAAGGAAAGGCCGUCCAAAGAAGGAGGAGCAGUCAAACUGUGGGACCAAGAACUGAGGCGCUGCCGUGCUUUCAGGCUGGAGACAGGACAAGUCACAGAUUGUGUUCGCUCUGUUUGCAGAGGAAAAGGCAAGAUACUGGUUGGAACAAGGAAUGCUGAAAUUAUCGAAGUUGGAGAGAAAAAUGCAGCAUGUAAUAUUUUAGUUAACGGUCAUGUGGAUGGACCAAUAUGGGGACUGGCAACACAUCCCUCCAGGGAUUUUUUUCUUUCUGCUGCAGAAGACGGGACAGUGAGACUCUGGGAUAUCACUGAUAAAAAGAUGUCAAACAAAGUGAAUUUGGGACAUGCUGCUCGUACGGUAUGUUAUAGCCCUGAAGGGGACAUGGUGGCUAUUGGAAUGAAAAAUGGAGAAUUUAUUAUUUUACUGGUGAGCUCUCUGAAAAUAUGGGGAAAGAAGAGAGACAGGCGAUGUAUAAUCCACGAUAUCAGAUUUAGCCCGGAUUCCCGAUUUCUGGCAGUGGGUUCUGGAGAGAACUCAGUGGAUUUUUAUGACCUAACAUUAGGCCCCACCCUUAACAGAAUUAGCUACUGCAAAGACAUUCCAAGCUUUGUUAUUCAGAUGGACUUUUCUGCAGAUAGCAGGUUUCUCCAGGUCUCCACUGGUUGCUAUAAGCGGCAUGUCUAUGAAGUGCCUUCAGGAAAACAUCUUCUGGAUCAAGCUGCCAUUGACAAGAUAACUUGGGCCACAUGGACUAGCAUUCUAGGAGAUGAAGUUCUAGGGAUCUGGUCCAGACACUCUGAUAAAGCAGACGUCAACUGUGCCUGUGUGUCCCAUUCAGGAAUCAACCUUGUCACAGGAGAUGACUUUGGCAUGGUUAAGUUAUUUGACUUCCCGUGUUCUGAAAAAUUUGCAAAGCAUAAAAGGUUCUUGGGCCAUUCUCCCCAUGUGACAAACAUUCGCUUUACCACUGGUGACCGACACGUGAUCAGUGCUGGAGGGGAUGACUGCAGUUUAUUUGUCUGGAAAUGUGUACAUAUGCCUCACUGAAAGAGACAGAUGCCGAGAAGACUACAUAAAUAACCUUGGAAGACCAGUUAAGAAGAGGAGAAAAAAAAAAACCCAGAACCAAACCCUUCAUGGUCCAGUGGUGCUAAUUUCAGAUUGUAAUGGGGAUAAAUGCCCAGAACCCAAAAUAGCAGGAGUAGAACUGAAACAUUAAUAAUGCUGGCCAUAAGCAAUGGACAACUCUCCAUAACCUAUACACUGCCAGAAUUAUUUUCCAAGAAAGAUCAAAUAUUUGGUAAAAGCCAACACCCAUGUUUCUGGGGAGUGUUGUGCAAGUUUGGCCAGCUCACUGGGGAGAUUAAAAGGAUAAGCACUCCUCAAAAAACCAAAACCUUAAAAUCCCAACUUGGGCAAUUUUUAUCUUGUUAGCAUAAGUUUUUUUUUAGUAGCAUUUAUAUCCUUCUGUCAAGGCUUAUCAUGGUUUAUCCUUCUGUUUACAUAAGGAAAAGAAAGAUACCAUCACCCUGCCCUAAAGGAUCAUAGUCCUAAAAGGCAAACAUUUUCACUAAAGAGACAUGAGCAAGCUUGACUAGAGAAUAUAAUGCUGAUGCAUUUAUAAAGGCCUUUCUCCAAAGGACAUUUCUCCUGGCCAUUUUAAUUCAGGAGCAGACAUGGUCACUACCUUUUCAUUUUUGAGCUAUCUUUUUAUGUUUGAAUGUUCAGUCAUCUCUAUGAUUGAAAAAUUAAAAUAAGACUGUAGCUCAAUAAUGGACAAGUAUGAGGAGCUGUUUUCAGUGGUGUAGUUUUUUAAGGUUUUAGAUAGCAAUAGUAUUUCAAAUAUGGUCUUAACAUAUUUUUGUUCAACAUGCAACUUGAAUUAAAAUUUCAUAGAUUUUCUUUUUCUAUUGGGAAAUUUUAGAUGUAGGCCACCCCGUAGGCUGACUUCCAAAAUGAGUGAGUCAGGUCUGCUUAUAAGGUUUGAUAAAAUUUCUUUCUGGUGGAUCAGGGCUGAACUCUUAGAUUCUUAUUUCUCUUCACUUUAAAUGCUGCCAAAGAUCAGUACUUGCCAUUCAGGAAUUUGCUAUUUAUUUAGCCUAUCUGUAGUCUCCUGAAGACUGAAAAUUAUGUAGACUGCUAUUUUAAAAUAUAUUUUUCUAAAUGUGAAAGUUGAUGCUCUUCUAUAGGUCCUAAAUUUUAUUUUAAUGCAUUAUCUUUGUAGCAUAACAAACCCUUCAUAUUUGUUAAAAAAAAAAGUUUUGACAAGGCACACUGGUUCCUGUAUCUAUUUUCUAUGUCUAACAUCUUGUAAGUAUUACAAACAGAAGUAGCUGGAUUGUAUUGUAUCACAUUCUAAUCGGUGACUAAUCUUGGUCAGUUUUAUGAUUCUGGGUAAUUAAGGAUUUAAGCAGCAUGAAAUAUAAGAUGGUAUUCUUUAAUUAUGGAUUCUCUAAAAUUAAGCCAACUUUCAGAAUUCAAGAUUACAUAUCUAUUCACAUAAAGGGUCCGUCAUUAAGGAAAAUGUCCCCCUGAACUACUCUCAGUUUAUUUGCAGGUUUUCUUUCUGGGUCAAGUUUGCCAGCUUCUGCUAAAGAUAUUCCAUUUCCAUUACCGUACAGGUAGAAACUCUGUAACUAUAAGACAGUAAGGGAUUAUAAUAGCCCCCACUGCGUUUUUUGUUCUUCCAAGUGGCCAACUGAUAAAUCCAGCCUUAACCACUGUUGAUAGGUUCACAACUAAAAGUCAUGCUGGUUUUAAGCUGCUAGGUUACCAACAUUUUUUUUAAAAAGUUAUUAAAUGUGAGAGGCCAUAUAGAUUCUACCCUAUAUUUUUUUAGCCCAUAUAAUUAUUUUUGUGUAUGGUAUUUGAGUAAGCUCCACUAUUUGUAACCUGAGACUUCUGGCGCCUUUAGCCCCACUCUGUAUAUAAAUAAAUGCAUGCCAAAGCACACUGGUGCCACCCGUUGUGUGCAGUCAGCCACAUCCAUUUGUUCCCUUCCUUCUCAUGGUGGUUCAUUUCAAAGUAAGUCAACUUCACCCUGCUUAUUAACCAUAACUGAAAAAUAAGAUCAAACCUAAAUGUGUUUUCCAGGCAAUGUCUAAUUGGGGAGGCAGGGGUGGGGUGGGGGUUCAGAUUUAAGCAUGUUAUUUCUGGUAAAGUGGCUGAACUAUAUGUAAGCUCUUAUUUCCCGUUGAUCUUCUGUAACUACAUACUAUUUACAUAACAAUACCAAAAAAAGUCAGAUUCUGGAAAUAGAAUUGAAACUAAUUUCUCCUGCAGGAGAUACCAAGUGUUUUAAGUAAUACUGGAGUGAACAAAAUGCCAUAGUUCAAUGGUACACACCUUCGUAAUGAAGUAUCUGAACUCCAUAAGUUCACAACAAAUCAUAACUUAUAAAAUGGUUUAGCAUCUAAUUCUUCUCCCAAUGGAAAAGUAAUGGCCACCAAAUAGUGUUGGUUUUAUGCUCUAAAUUCUGACGUUUUAUAUGUUUUGUUAUCUCUUGAGUAUUUCACUAAAACAGAAAUGAAUUUUUCUUUAAAUGGU